AUUUUCUCUCUCGACCGGCAACUUAAUUUUCUCGCGAAACAAACAGACCUGUCAUAGUUGCCAGUAUUGCAAAUAUAUAGCAAUACAACCUCAGAACUGAUAGUAGACCUCACUUACAACACUCACAGAUUAUUCCAAGCUGUUUUUCUUACAUACAUGGCAAGGACUAUCCAGAUUUUACCAAACUAUACAACGCCCACAAUUUUAAAAUCAUCAUCAGAACUAUCUUUAUCCAAAAUCCUCAAGAAAAUGCAAAAAAUCUGAAAAAGUUUAGAUUUUGACACCAACCCAUUUGUGCUAUCUCAAUUUUGAUUCUAACCCAUUAUUUCCCAUUCGUAAAUUAUCCUUACAUGUUUGAUUUUCAUUGCUAAUUUUGGAUGUUCAACCUUUUUUGAGGUGUACACUGUUAGGGUUUUUCUGGGUCUAUCAAUACCAGGUUUUUGGUUGGUCUGUCUUGUUUUAUAUACCAAUACAUAUACAGGUACUCGUGAGCUUACUCGAUUACAGAAACAAAUGGGUCGUUCUCGAGGGAAUUUUCACUCUAAUGAUGAAGACCCUUCUCAGAGAUCAAGAAGGAAGAAGAAUGCGGCAAGUGGAGAUAAUUCCGAAUCUUUAUUGGCUGGCCAAGGAAGUGGUGAUGGGAAAAGGGCAUUAUACCAUUGCAAUUAUUGCAAUAAAGAUAUAACAGGGAAGACCCGUAUCAAAUGCGCUAUGUGCCCUGAUUUUGACCUAUGCUUAGAGUGCUUCUCUGUAGGAGCUGAGGUUACACCUCAUAAAAGCAAUCACCCUUACAGGGUUAUGGAUAAUUUAUCUUUCCCGCUUAUUUGCCCUGAUUGGAAUGCAGAUGAAGAAAUACUGCUUCUAGAGGGAAUUGAAAUGUAUGGAUUGGGGAACUGGGCUGAAAUUGCUGAGCACGUGGGGACAAAGAGUAAAGACACAUGUAUUGAACACUAUAAUAGUGUUUACAUGCAAUCCCAGUACUUCCCUCUCCCGGACAUGUCGCUUGUUGUUGGGAAAAAUAGAAAGGAACUUCUUGCUAUGGCCAAGGGAUAUAGUGAGGACAAAAAAGGUGCUGCUAUGCUUGGGGAUCUUACUUUGAAGGAAGAAUCUCCAUUUUCUCCUUCAAGAGUGAAAGUCGAAGAUAUGCAUAAAGGAGGUUCCUCUGGCCGAUUAUCAACAUUAAACUCAGAGGUAGAAUCUGCUGGCCGUCCUACUACCACAAACUCUGCAGCAACAGCUGCUAAUAAGAAGGCAUCUAGCAUUGCUCGGGUUAAAGAUGGACCUAAUGUUGUUAAAGUGGAAGAUCCUCAGGUGGACCGAAAUGCUAAAGGGAAGAAACCGAAUUCCUCUGGGAGUGAGGGUCCAUCUUUAAUGGAGUUGAGCGGUUAUAACCCCAAGAGGCAGGAGUUUGAUCCCGAAUAUGAUAAUGAUGCUGAGCAGUUGCUAGCUGAGAUGGAAUUUAAAGAUACUGACACUGAGGAAGAGCGGGAGCUGAAAUUGCGAGUGCUGCAUAUAUAUUCAAAGCGGCUCGAUGAGAGAAAGCGCAGAAAAGAUUUCAUACUAGAAAGAAAUCUGCUGCAACCAAGUCCUUUUGAAAAGGACUUGACUCCAGAAGAGAGGGCGUUAUGUCGGCGUUAUGACCCUUUCAUGCGUUUUCAUUCCAAGGAAGAGCAUGAGGAAUUGCUUCAGGUUGUUGUCGAAGAGCAUCGGAUGCUGAAAAGGAUCGAAGAGCUGAAGGAAGCUCAAGCAGCUGGUUGCCGCACAGCAGCUGAGGCGGACAGGUACCUUGAGCAGAAGAGGAAAAAAGAAGCCGAGGAAAAUUCCAGUAGACUGAAAGACAAUGCUCUGGUUGGUCCUAGCAAUCAUGGUGCUCCCAAUGCAUUUAUUCCUUCAGAGUCUGUUAGGAAGGAUUCGAGUACUAGACCUGUAGGACAGGGCUCUGCUAGCUAUGCCAAUGGUUUGGACACAACAGGCUUUUAUGAAACGCAGCUACUAUCUGAAACUGAAAAACGGCUAUGCCGUGAGAUUCACCUACCUCCUCCUGUCUACCUCAAGAUGCAAGAGAUCAUGACCAAAGAGAUCUUCAGCGGUAACAUCACUAAGAAAUUGGAUGCUCACCCCUUGUUCAAGAUUGAAGCAAGCAAAGUUGAUAGGGUGUAUGAUAUACUUGUGAAGAAGGGGAUUGCUCAACCUUGAUGCUCAUUAAUGCUUGUCCUCAAUUUUCUUUAAUUAUGUUGUGUUCAUUUUCUUUUAAAGAAAUAAAAAUAUGCUUUACCUUAGCCUUUCUAAA
Molecule: messenger RNA, 2290 nt
Organism: Populus nigra (black poplar)
Lineage: Eukaryota; Viridiplantae; Streptophyta; Magnoliopsida; Malpighiales; Salicaceae
Product: transcriptional adapter ADA2b-like
Exons: 13
Coding region: 514-2196 (560 amino acids)
Biological process (GO): regulation of transcription by RNA polymerase II; chromatin remodeling
Cellular component (GO): nucleus
Molecular function (GO): transcription coactivator activity; zinc ion binding; chromatin binding
Source: RefSeq, a predicted model, not a curated record